GUGCCGCACAAGAUGGAAUCAACUACUGCCAAAGGUACCAUCAUCGUCACGGGCGCCAACGGCGGUCUUGGAAGUGCUAUCACAAAGGAGAUUGUUUCCAAGCCCGAGUUCUCAGCAUACUAUGGCCUCUACCUUGUCCGAGAUGCGGCGUAUGCGCCUGCGCUCGAUUCCGUGCUCGCCACUAGCUCAAAGCAUCCUCACGAAGCUCUCUCGAUAGACCUAACCGAUCUCGAUAGUGUCCGCAAAGCUGCUGAAGCUAUCAACCUGCGAGUUUCAGAGGGUAAGAUUCCCCAGAUAAGAGCUCUGGUCCUCAAUGCUGGAUUCCAGGAUUUCGGUAAACAGACCUGGACGAAGGAUGGAUUCGAUACCACGUUCAGCGUCAAUUAUCUGGGACACUGGCUCUUGACGCUACUCUUGCUGAAGAGCAUCGAUAGGGAUGCCGGCAGAAUCGUGAUAGUCGGCAGUCAGGCUCAUGAUCCUAAUGACAAGCGGAAUGACUCCAGCAAAGCUUUCAUCGACGACAAAUACAACCCUAUGAUCCGCGACAAAGAUAAUUUUGAAGCAAUUGCCAAGGGAAAAUGGAGUUCUGCGAUAGAGGACACGACCUGGCGCAGCGGAUUCCGUCGUUACGGUGCGGCCAAGCUCUGCUUGACUAUGAUGAUGCACGAGCUCCAGCACCGCAUGAACACAGAUCCUCAGUUAAAGAGCGUGUGCAUCUUGGGAGUCGACCCAGGCGCCAUGAGUACUGGCUUACAGCGUCAUGCAUCGUGGUUCAUCCGCGUGCUGCUAUUCCAGAUCGUAUUACCUCUUACAUUGCUCUUGAUGUCAAAGCCGCCCUUGCGCCCAACCCAGAAGUCAGCAUCACAUAUCUUGCAGGCGGCUUUCGAUUCAAAUGAGGUCCUAGGCCAGUACCCUAAGGAUCUGUAUUUCAAUGGUGAUGAGCCGCUGGAAACGAGCGAGGAGUCGAGGGAUGCCCAGAAGAGAGAGCUUGUGUGGAAAGAAAGUGUACGUUAUACACAACUGAAAGAGGGAGAGACUGUCCUAGCUGCCUGGGAGUGAGGGUGGGAUUCAAGGAAGGCUCGAGGGUAGUUCAUUGCACUUGGGAACGCGUCAUCCGUUCAGGCCGAGUCAAGUGGUUUAAUUAAUAUCAAACUUUUAAUUGUCACUCAAAAGUCCCAUCGAGGACUUUAGUAUCACAGUGAUAAAAGAACUACAUCUGCUACUGAUACAUGCCAAUGCAUUUUCGAUACUUCUAGAUCAAGUAGGACUAGUAACAGGGGCUUCUUAUAGUUAGGUAUAUAGCCAGAAAGUCGUUUACUACAUAAAUACUA
Talaromyces stipitatus ATCC 10500 is the source of this 1331-nucleotide messenger RNA. Its product is annotated as short-chain dehydrogenase, putative. The coding region runs from base 13 to 1059 and encodes 348 amino acids. The record is from RefSeq and is a predicted model, not a curated record. Gene Ontology annotation, cellular component: endoplasmic reticulum membrane; mitochondrial outer membrane; lipid droplet. Gene Ontology annotation, molecular function: 3-beta-hydroxysteroid 3-dehydrogenase (NADP+) activity. The transcript has 2 exons. NCBI's taxonomy places the organism in Eukaryota, Fungi, Ascomycota, Eurotiomycetes, Eurotiales, Trichocomaceae.